This is a messenger RNA of Camellia sinensis, 1523 nucleotides long. RefSeq names its product putative beta-1,4-xylosyltransferase IRX10. Gene Ontology annotation, molecular function: glycosyltransferase activity. NCBI's taxonomy places the organism in Eukaryota, Viridiplantae, Streptophyta, Magnoliopsida, Ericales, Theaceae. The record is from RefSeq and is a predicted model, not a curated record.
AUGGGAAGCAUGAAUAACAAAUCCAGAGUCCUGGGUCCCCACCACAACCCUCCAUGCACGCGAACCCACCAUAUUGGCUCCCUAGCCCUCGUCGCCACUACCUUCUUCCUCACCAGACUCUUCAACCAAUCCUCAGUCAUGACUAGUUCCUGCAACUUAUCCUCCACCAUCGAUCAGGUUCACAGAUCCCAAGACCUCCUUGGCUUCAGCGAUGGCGGCAGCGGCUCUAUUCGGUGGCCCCACCGAGGGUACGGGACCCAACUCUCCCUCAAGAUCUACGUCUACGAUGAGCUCGAGGUGGAAGGCCUCACGCCAUUGUUGUACGGACGCCGGGGCAGGAUCUCCGCCGAUACCUGCAUCAAAGGCCAGUGGGGCACUCAGGUUAAAAUACACAGGAUGCUUUUACAGUCAAGAUUUCGGACAACAAAGAAAGAGGAAGCAGAUCUCUUCUUCCUGCCAACUUACGUUAAAUGUGUCCAUAUGAUGGGUGGUCUGAAUAAUGAAGAGAUUAACCAGACUUUUGUGAAGGUUCUGAGUCAAAUGCCGUAUUUCAGGCUAUCUGGUGGCCGCAAUCACAUCUUUGUUUUCCUGAGUGGUGCUGGAGCGACCUUCUUUAGAUCCUGGGCUACAUACUUGAACCGUUCCAUAUUUCUUACUCCUGAGGGGGACCGCACAGAUAAGCGAGACACUAGUGCCUUUAAUACAUGGAAAGAUAUCAUCAUUCCUGGGAAUGUUGAUGAUGGGAUGACUAGUCGUGGGGCUGGGCUGGUCCAGCCUUUACCUUUAUCUAAGAGGAAGUAUUUGGCAAACUUCUUAGGUCGAGCACAAGGAAAGGUUGGUCGUCUUCAAUUGGUGGAGCUUGGUAAGCAAUACCCAAAUAAGUUGGAAUCUCCAGAGUUGAAGUUCAGUGGCCCUGAUAAAUUGGGAAGGAGAGAAUAUUUUGAGCACCUCCGCAAUGCCAAGUUCUGCCUGGCUCCACGUGGCGAGUCAUCGUGGACUCUUCGCUUUUAUGAGUCUUUCUUUGUGGAGUGUGUCCCAGUGAUCAUAUCAGAUUAUGUGGAGUUGCCUUUUCAGAAUGUUAUUGACUACACCCAGAUAUCAAUCAAAUGGCCAUGGAAUCGUAUUGGUCCUGAACUUCUGGAGUACCUAGAAUCAAUACCAGAUGAGGACAUAGAGAAGAUGAUUGCCCAUGGCAGACAAGUUAGAUGCUUAUGGGUUUAUGCUCCUGAAUCAGAGCCCUGCUCGGCAUUUAACGGAAUCCUGUGGGAACUUCAGAGGAAAGUGAGGCAAUUCCAUCAGUCAGCAGAAACAUUCUGGCUGCACAAUGGCUCUAUAGUAAAUAGAAACUUGCAAGAAUUUAGUAACUGGAAGCCUCCCAUGCCUUUGCCUUGAGUUCGCACACAAUGCAUUGCUCUUGAAUUUGAUUUAUUUAUUUAUAAUUUUUUUUCUACCCCAUUUUUCUAAGGGUAUGGCUUCUGUCCAGUCUGGGAUCGGACUGGACCGUGUUAUUGGGCCUGUGGGGG